Molecule: messenger RNA, 948 nt
Organism: Acanthoscelides obtectus
Lineage: Eukaryota; Metazoa; Arthropoda; Insecta; Coleoptera; Chrysomelidae
Source: the annotation of a GenBank genome assembly
AUGGAACUCAACCGAGAACAUUUUCGCGCCAUAAUUUAUUACAACUUUCAGAGACAAUUAUCGCAACAAGACCGCCUUGCUGAGUUACUGUCUGUUUUUGGCAACAAAGCGCCGCAUCAGUCGACAAUUUCCCGUUCUCUUAGCGACGAUCCCAGGGUGGGUGCACCAAAAACGGCAGUCACCCAGGAAAAUGUCGAUGCUGUGCGCAAACUCAUCAUUGAAGAUAGACAUACCUCAAUUGAAAAAAUUUUACAUGAAGAAUUAAGAGUAAGAAAAUUAGUUUCUCAUUCGAUACCCCUCCUGUUGACUGAAGAGCAGAAAGCAGCCAGGGUUAAUUGGUGUCAAAAAACGCUUGACCAUUUCAAUUCCGGAAACUCAAAAAAUGUGUACAGCAUUGUUAGUGGUGAUGAAUCGUGGAUUUACUGUUCUGAACCAGAAAAUAAACGGCAGUCGGCUGUUUGGUUGUUCCAAGGUGAAGAAAAGUCGACAAAAGUCAUCCAUUUGUGUCAAAAGCGGAUCCAUAUUGCAACAAUUCCUCUUAAUGAGCAAAGAACUGUUACUGCGGAUUGGAAUACCACCAUUUGUUUCCCAAAAGUCAUCACCGAGCUUCGAAAAAUCAACCACGAAAGAAGAAUCAUCCUCCAAAAAGACAAUGCAAGCUCGCACACAGCCCAAAAAACAAGGCAGUAUUUAGCGGAAGAAAACGUGGAAUUAUUGCACCAUCCUCCAUAUAGUCCCUAUCUAAGUCCUAACGAUUCCUUUACUUACCCGAAAAUUAAAAACAGACUGCGUGGUCAAAGGUUCCAGUCACCCGAAGAAGCAGUUGACGCAUUCAAGAAUGCCGUUUUGGAUCUGCCAGCAAACGAGUGGAAUAAGUGCUUCGAAAAUUGGUUCGAGCGCAUGCAGAUGUGUAUUAAUCUUCGUGGAGAAUACUUCGAAAAACAAUAA